Messenger RNA from Anguilla rostrata (American eel), 6208 nucleotides. It is a transcript of the gene lhfpl3, whose product is annotated as LHFPL tetraspan subfamily member 3. Gene Ontology annotation, biological process: sensory perception of sound. NCBI's taxonomy places the organism in Eukaryota, Metazoa, Chordata, Actinopteri, Anguilliformes, Anguillidae. The record is from RefSeq and is a predicted model, not a curated record. The transcript has 4 exons. Gene Ontology annotation, cellular component: plasma membrane. Bases 1474 to 2154 code for a protein of 226 amino acids.
AAAAAGCCACCUGUCGCAAGAACUGAUUCUUUUAAAGCUCGCGAUUGACGUCACUCAUGGCCAGCAGCUGCGAUGUGCAUGCGUGACACAUAUGCAUGUGCCCAAGAGCUCCUGUCCGCCUCUGAGUAGCCUGAACUCGUGCCACGACAAAAGGGAGAGGGAGGUUAGAGGUUUAUUUGCUAGCCUGUUAGCCUACAACUCGGUCGUGAGAUCAGUGCCCGAGCCGGGUCAGUUGGAGAUGCGCGCGGGUGCCUGGUGCGUGCGUCGCUGCGGGACCGUCUGCCUGCGCUGAAUUAUCGCUGCGCCUUUAUCGCUGUCACUUGACAGCACGACAGAACCUUUGUCCGACAGAGCGGUGGACCAAUCUUGAUAUUGAGCGACGGCUUGAUCAAGGAAAGCGGGCGAGAGUUACCAAGCAGGUUGCGCACCUCAAGCAAGCACAGACUCUACUUCACUUAACGUUAAAAACAGUGACCUUAUAAACGACAGGGAGCUUUUUAAUGAAUCACAGCUCAGACUCGGUUGUUUUUUCUAUCCUCCUUUCACUAAGCAUGUGAAACCAGGAUUAGCGAAGAUGGAUUGCAGCCUAAUGCUCCUGGUGCUGCUAUAAUAUAGGCUACACAACGCAGAGCAACUGUGGUGCAGAAGAACACAAUACUAGUGCCUAAGGACAGUCGGUUUGCCUUGAACACAGGUGUUUCUGAAAAUAUGCAGACGCAUAGCUAACAACCCGAGAGACGGACGAAGAAGUGAAGAAAAUAUCUGCACCACAAAUACAUGAACCGGCUGCUUUUCGUUUUUCUGCCUGCUUCAUUUUUCCGGCAUCACACUCAGUCGAAGGAAGCUGACGGUUGUUCGGAAAAAAAUAUCUCCGUGGCAACCACGAGUCUGCGUCUGAUCUCGAGGUAGACAUUAGAUUUGACUCCUGUGACAAUUUUAUAUUUUAUUAUUGCUGAUAUUAUCCUAAAGGAAAAGCUAUCCAAUAUUAUUCUCUGACUGUUGCAGGAUCUAUUAUGAUUUUCGGAACAUUGCAUGAAUGAUAAUGCAGUAGCCUAUGACUUGAUUCCCAUCAUUAAUUAUUUAUGACCGUAAGUUUCCUUUCAGCCUUAAUCUUGCACCCUGUGUGCUCAGUAACAGAGCCGCGGCGGGCGAGUACGAGUGUGUUAACGGUGACCCUGUCUGUCAGACCGUUAGACGUAGCUUGGCUAGCUACAGAAACACACCUAGCAUAUAAAGGGAGGGAACUGUUGGAUUGAUCAUUUUUAUGGGCAGCGAACAGGUAGAGUGCUCAUUGUGUACAAUCCAGACAGAUGCUCCGAGUAGUUUAGCUGGCAAUGAGUAAUUCACACUGACCGUUCGACAGGUGGACCAAGGAAAGACUGUGCGUAAAACGCGUCCUGUAGCUGAAGGUUUGUUGACGUUUGUCAACCUGGUGUCAUUUUCGGACAAAUAUAAAUAUUUAAAAACUGAAUUAUGGUACCUGGGACUCCUGCAGCCAUGCUGCCAGCGUCGGAAGCUGCUAAGAUUUACCAGACUAACUAUGUCCGGAACUCCCGGGCCAUCGGUGUUCUGUGGGCCAUUUUCACUAUCCUCUUCGCUAUCGUCAAUGUGGUGUGCUUCAUCCAGCCGUACUGGAUCGGGGACGGCGUUGACACGCCGCAGGCAGGGUACUUCGGCCUCUUCCACUACUGCAUCGGCAACGGGCUGUCUCGGGAGCUGAAGUGUCAAGGCAGCUUCACGGAGUUCAGUUCCAUCCCCUCUGGCGCCUUCAAGGCCGCAUCCUUCUUCAUCGGCAUGUCAAUGGUCCUGGUCAUCACCUGCAUCGUCUGCUUCGCGCUCUUCUUCUUCUGUAGCACGGCCACCGUCUACAAGAUCUGCGGCUGGAUGCAGCUAGCCUCUGGGACCUGCCUGGUCCUGGGCUGCAUGAUCUUCCCUGAUGGCUGGGACUCGGACGAGGUGAAGCGGAUGUGCGGGGAGCAGACGGACAAGUACACGCUGGGCGCCUGCUCGGUGCGCUGGGCCUACAUCCUGGCCAUCAUGGGCAUCCUGGACGCCCUCAUCCUCUCCUUCCUGGCCUUCGUUCUGGGCAACCGGCAGGACGGGCUGAUGGCCGAGGAGCUGCUGGGGGACGGCAAGGAGAGUGGAAAUGCCUAAAGCACAGACUGGUUUUGUUGCUGCCCAGUAGGGGGCAGUCUCAUGUUCCAGCUUAUAACCCACUACCCUGAGGGUGAGGGGCAAGGCUGUAGCUGUGGGAGGAGUCAAAAGGAAUGAUUGAAGCCAGGAGUCGCCUCGCAGCAACCACACCCCCCCCCAAUCUCCAAUUGUAAAGACCCCACCCCCCUGGUCCCUACUGAUUGCUGGCCCCCAGGGGCCCCAUUCUCUUCAAAAGACUUCUUCUGUUUUUUUUACAAGUUGAACGUGGACUAGUAUCAGCAAGAUCACGGUCUCAUGAAUGACUGAAAUACGACAUUACAAACAAAUCAAUUUCAAUACCCAGAGAUUUGACUCUGGAUAUUCUAAUUUGACACAAUGUCACAUAGCCGCACACACACACACACACACACUCACACAAUAUGCACAUAUAGCAACACCAGGGUGUCACACACAUGCACACACUCUUGUCGUUACAGUCACACCCUACAAACUGAGACCUGUUGACCUUCAGCUUAUGUAUAAUAAGAAAACAUUCUAUAUCGCAUUCAGAAACAACACGCAUAUUAAUACAGUGUUUCUCGGUUCAGAGUCACGUUUUAGUUUAGCGAACGGAAAAUGUCCUCUUGUGAAGUCGGUGUCAGUUCAUCUUAUUUUGUCUUUCGACUCUGUCCCGCUGUUUGAGACUUGGCCCUGUCUGCCCGCUGGGACAGCGCCGGGGUGCCCAGCCCCCCCGUGCCGCAGCAGGAGCGCCGCGCCGCGCUUCUGUUUUUCAGAGCGGAACCUUCCGGAAUCGGGGUGCGGCCGGUUCCGUUCCGCUCCGCUCCGCUCCGCGCUGGACCAGGAGCGAGAGCUGGGAUUUCGGCUUGAGGUCCGCGGAAAAGCCCGGAAAAAGGCCUGCGCCUGCGGACAUCAGCAUGGACUGACACGCGGAAGCUGCUUCUCAAAGAACCGCCUGUGUGUUCCAUUGGGGUUGGUGGGGAGGGGGGGGGAGUUGUGUCCCUCAUGGAAUAUUAUGAUCUGAUUGGCCCCUCCCUAGAGGUGCUGGGAUGACAGGCGAAGACAGAAGGGGUUUGGAAAAUGGUGGUGAACGGGUAUGAGUCCCCAGUGCAGCACCCCACAGGAGGAAUCCUCAUGUACAGUAGAUAUAUACUUAAUGUAAAUUUAGCUGAUUUUUCAGCAGCCACUGAUGCUUUGAAAGGCCAACGAACCAUACAGUAUUGUACUCGUUUUGAAUAUAUUUGUUAAACUCUGUUGCAGACACUUUCAUAGCCACACUUACUGUCUUAAUGAAUUAUCUCCAUAAUGCAUUGUAUUAUAAAGAUACAGUCCAUCAGUAUAUAUACAUGUGCCAUGCUGUAUAUAGCAGUCAGUAUUAUAGCACUAAAGGUAUAUUUCAUUGGUUCUUCUGUACGGUAAGGGUUGGACACAGAAGCCAGGGAUAGAUCUAUCCUUAUAUAAUAGUGCAGCUUUGUCCUAUAUCGGUCCACUGCAAACAUCCUACCAGAUUUCUUGCUUCGGACAAUGUGGACAACGGACAAUUUCCACCUCUUCCUCGCUGUAACUUGUGUUUGGACUCAAAAAAUGGGCACUUAUAUUGUACCUGUUUCUCCCCGUCUUGUCUUUUCUCCCAAUAGGUAUUCAGCAUUUCUUAAAAAAAGAUGAAAGACACAAAUGGUCAAUACCUGGAUGAUGAUUAUAACAGUAUGAAAACUAAAAUUACCUUUGGACAACAGUGGUUCAUUUUGAGUUUCUUUUAGAAUUCCAUGAAUGGAGUCAGUGAUGGACCUGAAGUGUGUUUUUGCACAGUAAUCAUAGGCCUGAAAAGUGUAUGUGUUUUACUGCUACUGAAAAUGUCAUUCAAAGAAUAUGAGAGUCGUUCCAACAGGAAGGUGUGUGCGUGUGUGUGUGUGCGUGCGUGCGUGCGUGUGUGUGUGCGUGCAUGCAUGUGCACGUGUGUGUCUUUGGGGUUGCAGGAAGGAGGAUUGGGAUAAGGAUCCUCUCCAUCUGAAACAAACCAAACCUUUUCAUGGUUGGAAAAGAUGCUCCAUUUAGUUAAAUAGCAAUGUGACUAAGGACCCACUCCAUUGACACUGAGGGAUAAUCCACUGCCACACAUAGCAGCCCACGCUCAUCACACCCCUUCGGUUUCUGUGCCAGGAUUGGCUGGGAGGCUGAACGAGCCUGGGCCUGGUCAGCACAUGAGACGGGAACAGCGAGUAUGACACGUCAGGCUGUGGUCGGUCGGGUUUCAGGGAAUCAGAACAUUCACAAGCACUUGUCCCUCAUCCUGAUGCACAUAAUCAGGAUGCUGUUCACUGAUAAUUAGGCAGGCAGUAAAGGCGACUGAAAAUUUUCUAAAAUCUGAUGUAAUCAGGCCAUGUUGAGAGAGAGACUUUGAUUUUUUUCCAUAGGUUAUCAAUUACAGCCUAGUGUGGCGCCUGCACUGGCAGCUCUCCUGGGCAACAACCGGGACUCACUAAAUCUGUGUGUGUUUGAGCAGGAACUGGCUGUGGAGUUCUUUAGUCUGUGGUGUAAUGCUGCCAUGGAUACGACCAUCGAUUAGCUGUCCAUACAAAUAUCUGUGAUGUCACGUGCUAAAUAAAAAAACUACAUGUGUCGCUUGGUCAUGGUGCAAACUACUCAGAUUUAUGACAGGAGCAGUGUGGCUAUGUCUCAGUUUGUUCAGUAGCCUACAUGAAAAUAAAGGCUUGAGUGAAUAAAUUGCUUUCCUUUAGCCCCCCACCUCCGACCCCCCAGCAGGGGUUGAGGGUGGUGAAGGGUGGCAGUGUGGUUCACAUCCAGGCCGCCUGCCCCCGCAGCCCUCAGUAUGGACAGCGUGAGGGUCAUUAUGUUCCAUCCGAGUGAUGAAGACCAGUCCAUCUCUGAGGGGCUGAAAGAUCCCUCUUAAGGGCUGGAAAAGGAUGAUAAGGAGAAAGAAGAUAGAAUGGUGGGGUGGAUCUGAGUUCAUUGAACAGGGCUUGAUCCUCAGUCUCUCCAUAUCUCCCCAGGGGGGAGUGAACGUCUGGUGAUGGCCACAAAGCAUGCAGACGGAGCAGAAGAAGCCAUAACCAAUCAGUGAGUUGUUGGUUUAAAAGACUAAUUUACAGUAAACAGCUCCAGUAAGGUCAGUGCGAGUGAGAGAGUCCCAGAGAGAGAGGCCCUGGUUACAGCAGCACGUCAGAGCGGACCAGGGGUCCCCAGCGGACGAGCGUCCCUUCCAGUGCAGAGUCUGCACCGCGUCCCCCCAGCCGAGAAACACACGGCCAUUUACGCACAGCCGGGGAAACCGCUGCUCCCGGGGAGACUGAUUUACCCUCGCGGGAAAGUAAAGCACCACAAACCCCAUUAAUCUGGGUGUGGCUAUCACUGUAAGCAUAUACGGCCAACCACAGUUUUUCCAGGGAAGAACGAAGCCGUUUUUAUGGAGAUCGCAGGCACCAAGGCAAGGGGCAGUGCUACCAAUUCUCAUUCGUUUAAACCAAAUCCUCAGAUCUGUUCUAAAAGCUUGUUCUUUUGUUCAAAAUGUUAAAGCUAUUUCAGUGUUGUUUUAUGAGUGUGAUACUUGAAGCAUGAUGAGUGAGGUGUGAGUGUCCGCGUGUCAACAGAUGCGUACAUUAUAUUGGCAACCCUGAACGCAGCAGCACAGUCAGUCGAGUACUCCUACACACACUCCUGGAAAGUGCACGUGCACACACACUUACUCAUACACUUACUCAUCGCCAUUACUGUCAACUAAUGUGACUCAAUCACACCGAAACCUCAAUCAUUUCUGCUUUUCUCUCUUAACAGGUCAGAUUGUGUGUGUAACUGAGCAGGGGCAAUACAGGGUAUAUAAUGGAGAGUUGUACCUGAGGGCUGGGAAGAGUAAUUCAACAUCCUGAGCGUUCUGGGAGUCCAACGAAAGAGUUACAGUAGUUGUCAGACGCCUUUCCCAAAUUCUCUCCUGUAAAUAUGUUGACGUAAACAUGUGACACAUGUCAUUUAGAAAAAAUUCUAAAACUAGAAAUAGUAAAAAGCUUUAGGCUAAAUAAAAGUUUCAAUUAUGUCGACAAUA